AUGCGCAUUGCAACACUUCAAUUCGCGCCGAAAUUGGGCGAUGUCGAAGGUAAUAUUCGACGUGCGAAUGAGAUCCUUGCUAGAGGCAAGACCAUUUCAUCCUAUCCUCGUGGGACCUUGAAUUCUGUAUUCGGCACUUGUCUUUCAGCCGACAUUGAACAGUUGAGACCUGAUGUUUUGGUUUUGCCUGAGUUGGCGCUAACUGGCUACAACUUUCCAUCAGCAGAGGCUAUUAAACCAUUUCUUGAGCCUGCAGGGACAGGCCCCAGUGCGGAAUGGGCGCGUGAGACUGCAAAGCGUCUAAACUGCAAAGUCUGUAUUGGGUAUCCGGAGAUUGAAACUCUCAAAGAUGGCGACACUGAGUCGACGAAAUACUACAACUCUCUUCUCAUAGUCAACGAGCAUGGAGAGGUCCUUCAGAACUACCGCAAGUGCUUCCUGUAUUUCACCGAUGAGACCUGGGCUGCAGAAGGAAAUGUGGAGCGGGGGUUCCACGAGCUUGAGUUCCGUUCGCGGGAUGCACAGCGUGAAUCCGCUACUGCAGCGACCGAUCUCGUGGGCAAUAUUCGCCGAGAGGGAAAUGCAGAUGCAAGCGAGGUCAGGCAAAAGGAGAAUGAUGUACAUGUAAGGCCGGAUGCAUUAAGUUCCGAGCAAGAGCCACUAUCAUACCAGGGAAAAGUGGCGACAUCAUUCGGGAUUUGUAUGGAUAUCAAUCCUUACAAAUUCGAAGCCCCCUUCACAGCCUUCGAGUUCGCCUCCCGUGUCUUUGACUCGCGUUCUCAGCUUGUGAUUCUCUCCAUGGCAUGGCUAACCAUGCACGACCGCGCCGCCUUGGCCGCUUUGAAGGACAACCCAGAUAUGGAAACAUUCAAUUACUGGCUACAACGGUUCAUGCCCCUCAUGGAGAAAGAGAUGCAGCAUGCAAGAAAUGUGGAUGAGAAGGAUGGGGAGGCAAGAUCCCCGUCCACUCAGCUGAGACAGAAACCGAAACAGGUGGUGAUCGUCUUCGCUAAUCGAUCCGGCGAGGAGCCGGCGGCAGAUGAUACCAAGCCACCGGCGUUAUAUGCGGGGACCAGCACCGUUCUUACGGUGACGCAACGGGCCGGGUCCGAGUCACGGGAGGGAGUACAAGCGGAGAAUCAGAUGGAGGUGAAGAUCCUCUGCUGGGAUCAACUUGGUGCGCAAGAAGAAGGUAUUUGUUUCGCGGAUACUACGGCAGAUCCGAAAAUGGUGUUUGGUAUUCGUCGUGUGAAGUGA
Messenger RNA from Penicillium malachiteum, 1257 nucleotides. RefSeq names its product putative protein N-terminal asparagine amidohydrolase. The transcript has 2 exons. The coding region runs from base 1 to 1257 and encodes 418 amino acids. Gene Ontology annotation, molecular function: protein-N-terminal asparagine amidohydrolase activity; protein-N-terminal glutamine amidohydrolase activity. The record is from RefSeq and is a predicted model, not a curated record. NCBI's taxonomy places the organism in Eukaryota, Fungi, Ascomycota, Eurotiomycetes, Eurotiales, Aspergillaceae. Gene Ontology annotation, biological process: protein catabolic process.